GCACGUUUACUCACAGCAACCACAACAAACAACAGCAGAAAAGGCAGCAGCAAAGGCAGCAACGAUGGCAGAUGCGUUCAGUGCUGCGGAUGCGAGUGUGGCGAAGAUGAAGGUGGUGGAGCUGAAGGAGAGCCUGCGCAGCCGCGGGCUUGCGGUGUCUGGACGGAAAGCCGAGCUUGCCGCCCGGUUGAAGGAGGCCAUGCACUCAGAGAUUGAGCAGGAGCAGCAGGAGCAGAAGCAGGGUGGUGAUGAUCAGGAGCAGGAGCAGGAGCAGGAGAGCGCAGCAGCUCCUGAGGCGGAGGAUGCGAACGAACAAGACAAGCAGGGAGAAGAAGAACAUGGUGAAGAUGGUCAGGGAGAAGGUGAAGAUGAAGGUGAAGGUGAAGGCAAAAAGAAGCAGCAAGAAGAUGAUGAAGAAGAGGAUGGCGAGCAAGAAGGUGAAGGUGAAGGCGAAAAGAAGCAGCAAGAAGAAGAGGCUGGUAAACACGAAAAGACGGAGGACGCAGACGCUGGCGAGGCUGCUGGCGAAGACGCGUCCGAAACAACCAAGGGCAUGGACGAUGGCGCUGACACUUCCUGGCCCAGCAGCAAGCCUGCUUCAACAAAGAAGCCAUCCAGUUCGCGGCGUGCACGCUGGCGCACCAGCUCAGAGCACUCACGGCCCUCUGCCUCAGACGAUAUCCUUGACGACACUGUCCUACAGGACAUGUUGGGCACGGAGCCCGAGGAGGUGCCAACGAAGACGUCUGCGAUGGAAACCGCUGCCGAUGCGAGUGGCGCAGCAACAGCGGCAGAUGACAGCAGCGCACAACUGCAGGAGGAGGAUAAGCAGGAGGAGGAGAAGGACAUUGGUGACACGGACAACGACUACCGUGUUGUCCAUGUGCAGAACCUGAAACGCCCCUACACCCGCCUGGCUCUUCGCAUGCUCUUGCAGCAGCACGGCACGCUCGCUGAUGGCCAAGAGGUCAUUUCCACAGACUCCAUCCGAUCACAGUGCUACGUGGAGUACACGACACACGAGGGCGCCGUCGCCACCGCUCGCGCCCUCUCUGGUCUUCCCUGGCCGCCCCGUCACGGCCAGCCGCUGAAGGCGACGCUUGUGGCUGAGGAUGCCUUCAAGGCCAAGAAGAAGGAAGAGCAGGAAGAAGAAGGGGAAGGCCAGCAGCGGCAGCAGGAAGCAAAGCCAGCCGUGCUGUUGGAUGACCUCUUCAGGAAAACCAAGGCCCAGCCCGCCAUCUACUGGCUGCCGGCGUCCGAGGAGGAGCAGCAGCGCCGAAAACAACUCCGCAACCAACCUGCCACCACCACCACCACCACCACCGCCACUAUCCAUGGCCGCGGCCGCAGUGGUGGUGACCGUGGUGGCAGCCGUCGUCGUCGUCGUCGUGGCUCAAGCGUGGACACAGACUCUGGCUCUGACUCACGAUCGCGUUCACGAUCACGGUCACGUUCACGUUCACGGUCACCGCUUCAACGCCGUCGCUCCUACUCCCGGUCGCCUGUGCGGCGAAGGUGAAGAGGGGGACGGAGAGGUGGGAGAGGAGGGGGGGGGGCAACCGGGCCGUCAUGGGCGACGUGACAUGUCGGCAACAAGGAUGAUGAUGAUGAUGAUGAUGAUGAU
Salpingoeca rosetta is the source of this 1624-nucleotide messenger RNA. RefSeq lists its product as uncharacterized. Gene Ontology annotation, molecular function: nucleic acid binding. NCBI's taxonomy places the organism in Eukaryota, Choanoflagellata, Craspedida, Salpingoecidae. The transcript is spliced from 8 exons. The coding region runs from base 65 to 1519 and encodes 484 amino acids. The record is from RefSeq and is a predicted model, not a curated record.